AAAAAGAACGAUAAGAGGUGUGACGAUUGUAAAUGCAGAACAGCACACCAUACAUCUCAAUUAUCAACCACAACAGGCUGCACUACAGUUUGGGCUGAACAGCAUGUUUUCUCUGUGUUUGAUUCUCUCUGCAGUUUGUGCUAUAGGCACAACAAUACCUGUACCAGAUGUUUACCAGUACUCUCUAAGUGUCGGAAGCGGCAGCGGCAUUGAAUUCUCCACAGCAAGUGAGGGUCGAAUCACAGCAAUCAGAGUAUGGGAAUAUCCCGGCAACUAUAUUACCGGCCUUCAGCUGAGAUAUGAGAGUAACUGGACGGCAGUGUUUGGUUCAGAAUAUGGAAACCAGCAAGAGAUGCAACUCUACGACAAAGAAAUCAUCAUCCAGGUCUCUGGGAAGCAUUCGGGCUACAUCUAUGAACUUAUGUUUGUCACAACUCUGGGGAGAUCUUUCAAAGUGGGGGUGUCUGCUGGAACCUCAUUCAACUUCUUUCCCACCAUGAAAGGAAGUCAACUGCGCUUUCUCAGCGGUCGACAUGACGGAUGGGCCUUAGCAUCUAUUGGGGCUCAUUGGGCCCUGGUGGCAGUUAAAUGAAGAGCUAAUCUAUUUUUUUGUUAAGCAUGAAUGUUCAAUUAAAUGCUAUUAUUUGUUCUUAACUGGUUAUGUCCUCUAAAUGACACUUCUGUAAUAUUCUAUUCAUUAGUAGCUAGGGUUUCACCACUAACAUAUUCACUUUCAAUGUAUUUGUAGGUGGUUCCUCUUAUUUACAUCAGGCAAUAUCUAAUUAAACAUGUAUAAAAAUGUAUAAAUGUAUAAUUUCAUGUCUUUUUUACGCACUAGAAAAAUUCACAUUCACACGCCUUCAUACAGCCUUUCUAACACAAAAACAUUAAUCACAAAAGUUUUAAUCAGUAUAUUGAUUUCAUAUUGUUUUAUGUAAUUGGGUGGCGUGAUAGU
Messenger RNA from Triplophysa rosa, 955 nucleotides. Its product is annotated as zymogen granule membrane protein 16-like. The transcript has 4 exons. The coding region runs from base 104 to 592 and encodes 162 amino acids. The record is from RefSeq and is a predicted model, not a curated record. Lineage: Eukaryota; Metazoa; Chordata; Actinopteri; Cypriniformes; Nemacheilidae.